Molecule: messenger RNA, 2017 nt
Organism: Ilex paraguariensis (yerba mate)
Lineage: Eukaryota; Viridiplantae; Streptophyta; Magnoliopsida; Aquifoliales; Aquifoliaceae
Source: the annotation of a GenBank genome assembly
AUGCCCAAUGGUUGGCGCGCUCACCCCGUCGCGAACAGGCCAUGCCCAACUCCUAGCGGGCUCACCCAAUCACAAUCAGCAACCAACAAGAGGCCUGCUCACCCAUCCAUUGUCCCUCGCUCCGCGCCUGCUUCGGUAGUCUUGCCCCCUUGCCGUGGGUCCCUACUUCGACGCCAGCUUACCCACCUCCCUGUUUCUCACCCUCUUCUUCUUCACCAGCGGCGACCCCAAUUUCCUCCUCUUAGCGGAGCCCAUGGCGCCGUCGCCUAUUUCUACCUGGGUCGCCUUAUCAGGCAGCGCCCAAGGUGCCCCAUCUUUGACGCCUCCUCUUUUGAUCUCCAUCGUGCUAGUGACCUCAUGAGCCUAAGAACCGCCAGGACCCACCGUAAUACGCCACCACCAGCCAUCGACCACCACACCACCACCCAACUCCUCAAACAAACCACAACAAUCUUCACUUCUCACUUCCUCACCUUCCUCUUCCUAUCCUUCUUAAUCUUCACCUUCCGUUGCAAUGUCGAGAACGGUACCCACUACCUCACUUCCUUCAUUGACCGUGAUCCUUCUCUCAUAUCCCUCCUCUCCCGCCUCGACAUUGCUGGCCGAUCUCAUUAUCCCCACCACGAACACCAUGUCCUCCGCCACCGUCGUCGCUGCGCUUUCCUCCACUUCACCCGCGUCGGUACUCUCGAUGACGACUUCUUCUCCGGCGAUGUCAACUAUGAUCGCUCUCUUUUUGGGUCCAAUCCCAAUCCCAAACCCCAACUCAAUCACUCCUAUCUAAUUCUCAAUCCCAAAUUAGGGUUUUCAAGUAACAUUCCCGAUAAUGGAAUUCGGGCUUAUGAAACAAUCCGCUCUGGGGUGCCUUUCAAAGCUCCCGAGCAGUCUCUAUAUUCAGAUCAGCUAAAUGAAACUCAUGAUUUGGUGAGAGAAGAGGCGGAAGUUAACGAAGGUGAAAUAAUUGCGCAAUUACAGUUCUUUAUUCGGGGUUUGGAGUUGGGUCGCCGGGAUGCGACCGUGUUAUUAUUUAUUGCGGGAAUUUUGUCUGUUGCAUAUGGGUAUGUGGUUUUGGGUUUUUUAGUUACGUAUGCUUGGGUACUUGGGACUGUUUUCUUUGUGGUUGUGAAUGAUUUGCUAGGGAAGUACAGGUCCUUUUUUAGGACUUUGUGGGAUGGUUCCAAUUUGGGUCUCAAAAGGCUUUCUGGGUUUAUUAUUAUGAGGUGGGCAGUAAGGGAUGCGUUGACACAGUUAUUGGGCAUCUGGUGCUUUGGUGAAAUUAAAGAUCAGUACUUGUUUUUCAAGAUCUUUGUGAGGUUGAAGUUGAUGCCAUUUUCCAUUAUGACUCUGUGGAUAAAAAGGUUUGAGAGGGAGAGUCUGAGAUUUGUGUUUUUAUGGUUCUUCUGGGACAUGUUAGUGGCAUUUAUUUUUUCUGUGGAUGCGUGGGUUGCCAUGGUGGACUCGAGGAAGAGUGGGAGGGAGGUUCUGAAGGACGGGUGUCAUUUGUUGUCAACAAUGUUAGGCCCCGCUAUCAGCAUUAAGUGUUUGGAGGGAAUUAUUUGUGGCUCGUUCACCCAAUGGAUACUGACCAGAUUUUUGGGGAAUUUGUUUGCCUCUGCUUUCCAAUCUGUGAUGGAGGUUUAUUUUAUGGUGGCUUGGCUGGCAUAUUACUUGGCGGCGAGGUACAAGGAUGCUACUUUGUUUGGAAGGUCAUUUGGGAGAAUGGAGUUGGAGGGCUUUCUUGAAGAUUUUAGAUGAUUUUCGGGAAAAGUAAAUGAUGGUAUACUUCACAGCCACAAUUGUGACUCCAACGAUAGUGGUAAUGUUUUGGUGCUUUAUGUGUUCAAUGUUUUGCAGUAUAUAUGAUUAGGCACUGCCAUUGUUUUGGUGACUUUGCCAGCAAUGAUGUGUUGUAUGUACUUCAUUACGAGCAGAUAUUUAAUUGUGCAUAUUUUGACAAAAUUUCUCGUCUAUAAUGUGUUGCAAUCUUGGUUCUAUCCCUGGAAUAUAAUUUUGUCAU